Mirounga angustirostris (Northern elephant seal) is the source of this 1522-nucleotide messenger RNA. It is a transcript of the gene HPD, whose product is annotated as 4-hydroxyphenylpyruvate dioxygenase. Gene Ontology annotation, molecular function: 4-hydroxyphenylpyruvate dioxygenase activity. The transcript is spliced from 11 exons. Gene Ontology annotation, cellular component: endoplasmic reticulum membrane; Golgi membrane. Gene Ontology annotation, biological process: L-tyrosine catabolic process. Bases 4 to 1068 code for a protein of 354 amino acids. The record is from RefSeq and is a predicted model, not a curated record. NCBI's taxonomy places the organism in Eukaryota, Metazoa, Chordata, Mammalia, Carnivora, Phocidae.
AAGAUGGGCUUUGAACCACUAGCCUACAAAGGCCUGGAGACGGGUUCCCGGGAGGUAGUCAGCCAUGUGAUCAAGCAAGGCAAGAUUGUGUUUGUCUUCUCCUCCGCCCUCAACCCCUGGAACAAAGAGAUGGGCGACCACCUGGUAAAACACGGUGACGGAGUGAAAGACAUCGCUUUUGAGGUGGAAGACUGUGACUACAUCGUUCAGAAAGCCCGGGAACAGGGCGCCAAAAUCGUGCGGGAGCCCUGGAUAGAGCAAGAUAAGUUUGGGAAGGUGAAAUUGGCCGUGUUGCAGACGUAUGGGGACACCACACACACCCUGGUGGAAAAGAUGAACUAUAGCGGCCGGUUCUUGCCUGGAUUCGAGACCCCAGCAUCUGUGGACCCCCUACUUUCCAAGCUGCCUAGCUGCAGUCUCGAGAUGGUCGACCACAUUGUGGGAAACCAGCCUGAUCAGGAGAUGGUGUCUGCCUCUGAGUGGUACCUGAAGAAUCUGCAGUUUCACCGGUUCUGGUCUGUGGAUGACACACAGGUGCACACAGAAUACAGCUCUCUGCGCUCCAUCGUGGUGGCCAAUUUUGAGGAGUCCAUCAAGAUGCCCAUUAAUGAGCCAGCACCAGGGAAGAAGAAAUCUCAGAUCCAGGAAUAUGUGGACUAUAACGGGGGCGCUGGGGUCCAGCACAUUGCUCUCAAGACCCAAGACAUCAUCACAGCGAUUCGCCACUUGAGAGAGAGAGGCAUGGAGUUCUUGGCUGUUCCACCAACGUACUACAAACAACUUCGGGAGAAGCUCAAGUCGGCCAAGAUCCGAGUGAAGGAGAGUAUUGAUACCCUGGAGGAGCUGAAAAUCCUGGUAGACUACGACGAGAAAGGCUACCUCUUGCAGAUCUUCACCAAGCCCAUGCAGGAUCGGCCCACGCUCUUCCUGGAAGUCAUCCAGCGCCACAAUCACCAGGGUUUUGGAGCCGGCAACUUCAACUCACUGUUCAAGGCUUUCGAGGAGGAGCAGGACCUGCGGGGCAACCUCACCGACUCGGAGAACACCCGGACCCUGCCGGGCAUGUAGGCCCUGACGGCCCGGCGGCCCCACCGUGGCCCCACCGUGGCCCCGCCCACCCGCCGGCGUGCGGUGGGCCACGCCCUCAGCCCUGGAACACGCCCACCCCACGGACCCCGAACUGCAAGCCUUCCUUACUGGCCACUCCCUCUAGGCCCCGCCCACCAGCCCGGUACACCCAGGCGCUGACCACGCCCCCCUCGCUUGGGCCCCUCCCUGCUCCCGCCCUCCGGAAUAAAGCGGACCGGGGUCCUGUGAGAGGUCUUGGUGUUUGCGCCGUGCUGGGGCAGUGACGCCCCUCGGCCUGCAGGGGGAGCUCAGGGCCGCAGCACUGCAGGAGGCGUCCGCGUUCUUGCUUCGGAGCCAGGCCCAAGCCCGGGAGGCGCCGAGUGCAAGCGUUUUGCUAAGUGGGACCGCGCCGGUCAGGGAGAAUUCUGGAACCAAGGGGUGCGGAGGGCUGACA